Molecule: messenger RNA, 700 nt
Organism: Erigeron canadensis
Lineage: Eukaryota; Viridiplantae; Streptophyta; Magnoliopsida; Asterales; Asteraceae
Product: transcription initiation factor IIA subunit 2-like
Exons: 4
Coding region: 127-447 (106 amino acids)
Biological process (GO): transcription initiation at RNA polymerase II promoter; RNA polymerase II preinitiation complex assembly
Cellular component (GO): transcription factor TFIIA complex
Molecular function (GO): TBP-class protein binding; RNA polymerase II general transcription initiation factor activity
Source: RefSeq, a predicted model, not a curated record
CAAACAUCUUCCGAAACAUCGAACUACCAAACCAUAUAUAAAUCCAUCUGUUUCUCCACUUUCAUCCUCUUCUUCUUCUAAUUCUUUCAGAUUGAUAGGUUUGUAGAAAGAUCUAGAAGGAAGGAAAUGGCGACGUUUGAAUUGUAUAGAAGGUCAACAAUAGGAAUGUGUUUGACAGAAACAUUAGAUGAGAUGGUUUCUAAUGGUGUUCUUAGUCCUGAACUUGCUAUUCAAGUCCUCGUUCAGUUUGAUAAGUCGAUGACCGAAGCUCUUGACAGCCAGGUCAAAAGCAAGGUGACAAUUAAGGGCCACUUGCACACCUACAGAUUCUGUGACAAUGUGUGGACCUUCAUUGUUCAGGAUGCCACUUUCAAGUAUGAUGAAAUGCAGGAGAAUGUUGGCCAAGUAAAAAUAGUGGCAUGUGAUUCCAAGCUGCUUAGUCAGUGAUUCAUGUUUAGCAUUUCAUGUCUAGUUGCUGAUAAAUUUGGUAGUGAGUAAGAUUGUAGAGAAGGGUAUGAUUACAAAAGAAGAAAAGAGAGGAGUUACCUUUAUUUGUGUAAUUCUUCGUCAUUAACUGCUUUUUUUUAAUUUAUUUUCAUUGUUUGUGUUUAUGUUGUAUUUGGCGUAUAAAAGUGUAAUGAUGCUGCCUUCGGGCUAUGAACCCGGCUCUUGUUUCUAGUACAAGUUCGUUUUAUUACCA